Lathyrus sativus (Indian pea) is the source of this 318-nucleotide messenger RNA. The record is from the annotation of a GenBank genome assembly. NCBI's taxonomy places the organism in Eukaryota, Viridiplantae, Streptophyta, Magnoliopsida, Fabales, Fabaceae.
AUGUUAGCUCACUCAAAAGUGUGUCACAAAAACCCUAACCUUUUACAGAAAGAUCCCACACAAAGAAACCUUGUAAGUGGUGAUGCUGGUUUUUUAGGUUCAACAAGCCAAAGGUUCAAUUCUCAAGCAUGUAGGAAGGCUAUUACUUCCUUUGUUAUUCUUGAUGAGCAUUCCUUUAGAGUGGUAGAGGGUGAGGGUUUUAAGAAACUAUGCAAACAACUACAACCACAAAUUGCUAUCCCUUCAAGGAGGAUUGUUGCUAAGGAUUAUUUUCAACUUUACCUAGCCGAAAAGUUAAAACUUAAAGCCUUUUUUUAA